CCUUAAAUCGUUAAGUUGUUAAUUAUAAAAUUGUAAUAGGUUCACCAACUAUUAUCAAUAAGCCAAUAAGCUAAUUUUGCGGUUCGAUUAACGAUUACGGUUAGGUUUUGGACCGCCCUAACGAAAAGUAAAAAGAAAAUUCGUUGUCGUUAAUGUUAAUAAUCAUGUAAGGCAAAAACUUACCCAAAACUGGAGCCCAAAUUCGAAGAGCUUAACAUUCUUGCCAAAACCCUGCUUUAACUCUUGAGGAGCCAAAACCCUCACCUCCGUCUGCAGUUACGCUCUUCUGCUCUUUUUUCUCUGAAUCAAACUUUAAGUUAUAAAGAGUGAGUGCGUACUCAUUGUCUCUAAAUUAGGGUUGAGUGAGAAAAGAUGCAGCACGAUGAGGUCAUAUGGCAAGUUAUCAGACACAAGCAUUGCAGCUUCAUGGCCAAAAUUGAGACGGAUAUUUUGUCGAAAUCCAUAUAAUGUUACUGGGAUUUGCAAUCGUAGCUCAUGUCCUCUGGCUAAUAGUCGGUAUGCCACCAUUCGGGAUCAUGAUGGAGUGUUCUAUUUGUACAUGAAAACAAUAGAAAGGGCUCACAUGCCAAACAAACUUUGGGAAAGAGUUAAAUUGCCAAGAAAUUAUGAAAAGGCUCUUGAAAUCAUUGAUAAACAUUUGAUGUACUGGCCAAAGUUUCUUGUCCACAAGGCAAAACAAAGAUUAACAAAAAUGACUCAGAUGCGAAUAAGAAUGAGGAAGCUUGCUUUGAAAACAAGGUACACGUUCUCAGCCUGUGUUGAUGUAAUUUGAACAUGGAAUACAAUUGAAGUUCAUGGUUGUCCUGGAAUUGCAAUACAAAAACGGAUUAAGUUUAGAUAUUUCCACAUCUAUUUGAUAUUCACAGUUGUAUUAAUUGAAUUGUAUAUUCUAGACAUCUAACUGCGCCGUAUAACUGUAUAGUUGAUAUAUGGCAUAUAGACAUGGUGUAUUGUAACUAAGUCAUCAUGAUGGUUAACUUUAGUUUUAGAAUGAAUGCUGCCAGUAUAGUAUAUUAUGGGUUACAGAAAAAAUAAAAAUGAGGCAUCGAAACA
Nicotiana tabacum (common tobacco) is the source of this 1074-nucleotide messenger RNA. RefSeq lists its product as uncharacterized. Gene Ontology annotation, biological process: maturation of LSU-rRNA; maturation of 5.8S rRNA. Gene Ontology annotation, cellular component: nucleolus; preribosome, large subunit precursor. The record is from RefSeq and is a predicted model, not a curated record. NCBI's taxonomy places the organism in Eukaryota, Viridiplantae, Streptophyta, Magnoliopsida, Solanales, Solanaceae.